Plutella xylostella (diamondback moth) is the source of this 2978-nucleotide messenger RNA. Lineage: Eukaryota; Metazoa; Arthropoda; Insecta; Lepidoptera; Plutellidae. The record is from RefSeq and is a predicted model, not a curated record.
UUUUUUAAAUCGCCAGGGUCAUUAUAUUGGCUUGACUCAUAGCUGGACUAAACCACACAUGUCAAAUCACUAUUAUAAGUUGCUAAGUCUCAAAUUGUUCCUUAUGAACAUUUUGAUAGCUACCAAUUUGUAAUCAGGCUAAACAACAUAAGUGAACUUAUGUGAAAAGGAACAAAUACUCCACAGUCGCGUUGUGCCGAUAAGGAACGACUUAUGUUAUAAGGUACGUAAUAAUUUUAACACCGUUUCUCAAGUGUCUUACUACCCACUUAAUAAAAAAUAUAUCGUCAAAGAAUUUUGUUAACUACGGGUGGUCUACAAGUGGUUACACGAUAUUUUUUAUAACAAUCCUGUGGGAUAUAAGUGAUAUUUUGCUUCAGUCUUAACUUUGAUUCUAUUUAAAACAGUACGUUCAUAUUGUGUGAAGUGAGUUAUUCUUAAAAAUGAAUUUCGGAAGAGGAAAAAAGCUAGUGGAACUGGCGCAGCUGAGAAAUGUACAAGAUGAAAGUCCCACACAAAGUGAAAAUCAAGAAGAAAACGAAGGCACCAUAAGCGUGUUGACGACUUCUCAAGCAAUGAGAUCAACCGAUGAUCCAUACAUGGAGCCAGUACCAUCCACGUCAAACGCAUUCAGAGGAGUUGAGAUCAGGUACGAAGAUUCAGAUGAUUCUAUAGCUGACCCCGACUUUGUAUUCAAUGAACCGGUAUCGUCAAAAACGGGAACACAUCGAACUGAAAAUGUGACAAAUGAUAGUUCUUCUACGACUUCAGACUUAGAAAUUGCAAAUGAACCACCAAAUGCAACAAAUGAUAGUUCUUCUACGACUUCAGACUUAGAAAUUACAAAUGAACCACCGGCGGUUGCUGGAUUAAGCUUGCGUGUGUUGAAACAACAGAAGAAAAAAAUGCGUAAUACAGGCCAAAGUUAUAAAACAUUAAAAGGCAAAGAAAUUCCUGAAAGAAGGUUGAAAGAUCUGACACCAUGUAGAAUGAAAUGUAAGGACCGAUUCUCUUUAGAAGUUCGACAAAUCAUUUUUAAGGAAUACUGGCAAUUAGGUUGUUAUACUAAAAGAUCUUCGUACAUGGCUUCUUUAUUAGAUAUAGAAGAUAAAGCAUCUGUAAGGAUACGUACAGAAGAUCCCGAUAAGCAAAAAUUUAGAACCAAAACAUAUAAGUAUAAUCUCAUUGUCAAUGGAAAACGUGAACCAGUUUGUAGAGGUUGCUUACUUAAAACUUUGGAUGAAAGUGAUAACUUCAUAAAAACAGUAGCUUUAAAAAAAAGAUCCUCUACCGCUGGUACUGAAACAGACGAUAAACGUGGAAAAAAAACGCCUAAAAAUAAAACUUCAGAUGACACAAGAUUACAAAUAAAAAAUCACAUACUUUCCUUCCCAUCUUAUGAAAGCCAUUACACGCGAAAGAGUACUUCAAAGAAAUAUUUACCAUCACACUUGACAAUACAACGAAUGUAUGAUCAAUACAAACUGUCUCGACCCAGUGAACAAACACAUCCCUCUAUAAAAAUCUACACACAAGAAUUCAAGAAAUUAAAAUUAUCAUUUAAAAAACCCCGCGCCGAUACUUGUUUCACCUGUGAUAAAUUUCAAAUGAAAAUAAAACUGUGUUCAGAUGAAGAAGCAAAACAAGAACUGAUGUCGGAGCACCAAGAGCAUGUGCAAUUAGGGGAUGGUGCGUACAAGGAAAAGGCAUUAGAUACAAAUAUGUCUACAACAGAUGACACCUAUCAGACUUAUACUUUCGAUUUGCAACAAUGUUUGCCCACUCCUAUGCUAAAAUCAUCCGUUGCUUUUUAUAAACGCCAACUGUGGACCUUCAACUUAACUAUACACGACAACAAAACGGGAAAGUCUUACUGCUAUGUAUGGUACGAAACUAUAGCAGCACGUGGAGCGAACCAAAUAGCCUCAUGUUUAUACAAACACAUCUGUACUAUGGUUCCUCCAUGUACCAAGCAUAUAACAUUUUAUUCUGACACAUGUGGUGGUCAAAAUAGAAAUUCCCAUGUCACUGCUAUGUUUACAUGGGUCAUGCAGAAGACACCAGUCCAGACAAUAGAUCAUAAGUUUAUGAUUCCAGGACAUAGUCACUUAGAGGUAGAUACGGAUCAUGGUAUCAUAGAAAAGAAAAAGAAAAAGACCGAUAUAGAAAUUUAUCACCCCCAUGACUGGAUACAGUUAAUAAAGUCCAGUGGAAAAAAGUUUAAUGUCAUACAUAUGAAUCGCAAUGACUUUUUAGACUUUUCUUCAUUAUUAAAAGGACCAUUAGUCCUUAGAUACAAAGAUACAUCGGGAGACCAGUUCAAAUGGCUGGAGAAAAGAUGGCUAAGGUAUGAAAAAGAAUUUGGUAUUAUUUUUUUCAAGAAUACCUUAGACCGAAAUUGUGAUUUCCAGACUUUGAAUUUGAAGAGAAGAGCUUCAGUAGUGCCCGAUUCUAUACCAGUGAUAACUAACCAACCUUUACCUAUAUCUAAAGAAAAAAAAGAUGAUCUGAUAUCACUUUUACCGCUUAUACCUGACACAUUUCAUAGUUUUUACAAUAAUUUGCCUACUUCUGAAACAGCUCGAAACACACUCCCAGAUGUUUUCAGUAGUGAAGAAGAGUCCAAUAAUUAGAUAAUUAUUAAUCAUACACACACACCUCUCUUCUGUGAGUGUAUGAUUAAUAUUAUUAUCUGAAAUAAAAGCAACACUUCACUAGGCCUAAUCACUUAAGUCAUGUCUAAGGUGUAGUUAGUAAAUAAUACGUAUCACAUAAGUCACUCAAAGUCCGCUUUUGUCUUAUUUUUAUAGAUUUUUUAUGUUCAUCUAAUGUAUUUCUUGUUUAAUAAUGUAAGUGUAAUAAAUAAAUUAUUAAUUUCCAAAUACAUUGAUUUUUAUUAUGUUUUUUGUUGUUCCUGUAAAAACUAAAGUGAAAAUGAAUUAUGACUUGUGUACUUUAGUCUGCCGACCCUCCAUAUA